AUGUCAAUUCCCUUGGCCGUUAGUAAAUCCGUCUGUAGCAAACUUAAAAGUUCAGCCAAUUUCGGCUCGGAGCAGCAUCUUAUCCUGGAGCAGACCUCCGAGAUUCGGAGACCAGGGCAUUCUGGGCAUGUGCAUACCUGCCAUCUAUUUGGUCCAGCGACGUCAGCAGGGUUCGACCGAAUACCAACCUUUCUUGAUCAUAUCUGA
Messenger RNA from Protopolystoma xenopodis, 207 nucleotides. Lineage: Eukaryota; Metazoa; Platyhelminthes; Monogenea; Polystomatidea; Polystomatidae. The record is from the annotation of a GenBank genome assembly.